This is a messenger RNA of Rana temporaria (common frog), 990 nucleotides long. Its product is annotated as elongation factor 1-delta-like. Gene Ontology annotation, molecular function: guanyl-nucleotide exchange factor activity; translation elongation factor activity. The transcript has a single exon. Gene Ontology annotation, cellular component: cytosol; eukaryotic translation elongation factor 1 complex. Lineage: Eukaryota; Metazoa; Chordata; Amphibia; Anura; Ranidae. Bases 16 to 777 code for a protein of 253 amino acids. Gene Ontology annotation, biological process: translational elongation. The record is from RefSeq and is a predicted model, not a curated record.
GAGUCCAGAGUGUACAUGGAAGACAGUGUACAUGAGAGGAGUACACAGGAGGACAGGCUGAGAAAAAUGGCAGCUUCUUGCUUGAGCACAGAGAAGAUCUGGUUUGACAAAUACAAGUAUGACGACGCAGAGAGACAGUAUUAUGAAGACCUGAGCAAUGCCGGAACCAACGCUCACAUCCAGACACAGGAGGACGGAGCAAGCACAAUCCUCAGGGACAUUGCCAGAGUCAGAGAGAAUAUCCAGAAAUCGCUCGCCGGAAGCACAGCCGCAGCCCCCAACAGCAAUGGAGACAGCGGUGACCUCCAGGACCGGGUCGCCAAUCUAGAACACGAGAACCAGCAUUUACAUAAAGUGGUGAAGGAUCUGCAGCUCGCCAUCUCCAAGCUGGAAAGCCGGAUCGGUGUGAUGGAGAAAAAUGCUACCCCAGAAAAAGUGGAAAUAAAAUUUCCGAUUUUGUGCGAAUUUCAAGCCUCAAAACCCGGCAUAGCUUGUCCUCCCAGCCCGCCUCGUAAACUCAAGAAAGAGGAAGAGGAUGACGACGACGAUGAUAUUGACUUGUUCGGCAGCGAUGAUGAGGAAGAUGCAGAAGCUGAGAGAAUCAGAGAAGAGAGACUAAAGCAGUAUGCAGAGAAGAAAUCCAAGAAGCCUGGACUCAUCGCCAAGUCCUCCAUCCUGCUGGACGUGAAACCAUGGGAUGACGAGACGGACAUGGCGAAGUUGGAGGAAUGCGUUCGCACGGUUCAGAUGGACGGUCUGCUCUGGGGCUCCUCCUAACUGGUUCCUGUGGGCUACGGCAUCAAGAAGCUGCAGAUACAGUGCGUGGUGGAAGAUGACAAAGUGGGCACCGAUCUCCUGGAGGAGGAGAUCACCAAGUUUGAAGACUAUGUGCAGAGCGUGGACAUUGCAGCAUUCAACAAAAUCUAACAUAACCUAAAGGCUGGACUGAUCAACAAUAAACGGCAAUGAAACCUCAAAAAAAAAAAAAAA